AUGUUAGCAAAUAAAACAACUAAUAGUAAUAGUAACAAUAACAAUAACAAUAAUAGUCAUAGGCGACAACUGUCUGGAGGUAUUGGAUUGACAGAUCGGUCAAGUCGAUCGUAUAGGGAUGAUGAUCGUCAACUUAUUCAGUAUUUAGUUAAUGAGUAUCUCUUGGAAGGUUCACACGAUGUACUCGAUCUUAUCCGGAACUGCCCAAAUGAAUGUUUCGAAGCGCUUCUCGACUUCAUUUGGAAUCCAACAUCUCAAUCAGCUGAUAGUAAUGAGGAUGAUCUAUCGAUUUAUGGUCAACGUUCAUCUCUUCUUUCGCCUUUGCCAACAAAUGCUCAUCGACAAGGCGCACGUUCUCGUUUAGCAAUUAUUUUUAUUGAGGUAUUUAAACUAUUAGCCACCCCCACAAUCACUGGUGGUCGAUCUGAUCUUCAACGACAAACUCGUCUUCUUGUUUUUCCCGCACAAGUUCGUCAAUUAAUCGACUAUGAACCUGAUAUCCAUGGAUUAAGUUGUUUGACACUCUCUUCGAUUACUCUUAUUAAUCCUAAUCUUAUUCAUCAUCAGCUCGCAUUGGUAAUUGACGUGUUGAAACAUGCGGCGAAUCAGUUUGUCCAAGCAAAUCUUUCGUUUGACACACCAUCGACACUUGCACUUUCUAUUUAUUCGUUAUUUUAUUUAUUGUACAUACUCUACCCGAAUAACCUUCGUCGAGAGCUUCAACCAGAUUCUACACCAACCAUUAAUAGCAAUGAGAAACUAGCGAAUCGAUUAGGAAUUGAGAAAGUUCUAUUGCCACUUUGUUAUCACUUUAAACUCCAACCAAGUAUUGUAUGUGGUACAGCGGAAAGUGAAAAACAUGAAAGUCGUUGGCAAAAUGACUCAUGGCAACAUUUACUGGCGAAUGGCGAUCGUUAUGUGGCAUCAGACGAUCUGUCGUCAUUGUUACCCAAUGAUUUCAGGAAACGAAAAGAAGAAGAAAGCAAGAAAAACGAUGAUUCCAAUCGGUUUGAGAUCGAUCAAAUAGUUCGCAUGUGUAACAAGUACACCGAGAGUGUUUUAAAUCCGAGUGAAACGAAAAGUCAGAUAGUUAAAAGUACAAUCGAAAGUCAAUACGGGAAAAAACAUUCAACUGACUGCUAUUCGAAUUAUUCAGAUUCUCAUUGUCAAACUUAUGAACAACAAUGGCAAACAACAAUUCAAAAUGGUCAAAUGAAUCUUUCUCGUAUUCAAGCACCCGAUGAAUCCAAUCGACGGCAACAUACCAACGGUACAUCAACAAAAACAGAUUCGAAGUCUGUUGAUCAUAAUAUCUAUGCAAAAGUCCAACUGCAACUCGACAUGUUGGAUUGCAAUUAUGAACAAGAUAAACGAGAAUACUAUGCUCAACUAAUUCGAGAUGUUCGAAAGGCAAAACCUAUUCACGAAUUAGAGAAAGAAAUCAAAAGUCAGGAAAUGCGUUAUGAAGAAUUGAUUAAUGCUCGACAACAGAAAUGUCCGGAUAUACAUACGGUCCGAGAUCGAAUCAAUGAAUUUCAUCGAUUGAAUGAGACAUUUUACAAUUCGUUAUCGGCUACCCAAGUUGAAUUGAAAACCGAUGAAGACGAACACUGGCAGCAACGAUCUUUGAAUAACGAAACAUACAUGCGAUUACAAAACGAAAAGAAACAACUAGAACAGGCCAAAGCUUCGAUUGAAAAUGAUAUCCGUGACAUUCAACGUCGCUUAUUUCAAUCGAAGCAAGAUGCUAAGCAAUCGAUUGAUUUACGUGAUAGUAUCGAUAAAUUACAUAUUGAUCUUGUUUGCACACGAAAAAAACAUCAAUUAUUACACAAUGCUUUAUUAAAUGUGAAAUUAAAAGCAACAAAUGCGGAAAAAUUACUUGUCAUGCAUCAGAAUGAAGAACGAGAACAAACGAUAACAACAACAUUGGAUGAAAAGAAAGCAAAAUUCGAAGAAUACAAACAUCUUCUUGAUAAACAACAAACUGAUCUGACAGCUAAGCGAAAUAGUUUCAAUGAAAAACGAAAUAUGAACACACAUAAAAUCAGUGUUAUACGUCGACAGAUGGAUUCAAUACGUAUAUGUCAAACACAAUUACAUACAAUGAAUAUAAACAGUCAGAUUGUUCGUAAAUAG
Molecule: messenger RNA, 2139 nt
Organism: Adineta ricciae
Lineage: Eukaryota; Metazoa; Rotifera; Eurotatoria; Adinetida; Adinetidae
Source: the annotation of a GenBank genome assembly